Messenger RNA from Lacerta agilis (Sand lizard), 3616 nucleotides. RefSeq names its product zinc finger protein 271-like. The coding region runs from base 199 to 3111 and encodes 970 amino acids. The transcript is spliced from 6 exons. Lineage: Eukaryota; Metazoa; Chordata; Lepidosauria; Squamata; Lacertidae. The record is from RefSeq and is a predicted model, not a curated record.
GUCUACACUGAGUGGCAGCUACUCCCCAGGGUUUCAGACAGGUGAUAUUCCUAGCAGCGAUCUUUUGCAUGCAAGGCCUCUACUCCAUCACUGAGUUACGGCCACAGUUGUAUCCUGAUGCAUUGAUAAAUACAUGGGGCUGUUUGGUUUUCUUGUGCUUUGCCCUUUCCAGAGCUGGAGGUAGAGUGAGAAAUAAAAAUGGAAGACCAGGACCCUGCAGGGCUGGAAUCUCAAAAGAGCUUGAAGUCGGAAGGCAAAGAGUUUCAUUUCCUGACAGCUGGGACCAGAGGGGAAUUUGUGACUCGGCCACUUCUGCGGCAUAAUAACCAAGAUCUGGAGGGGGAGCGUUUACGGAACUGGGAUGUUCGGUGGGAAGCAUAUUUGAAGACAAUGGAGUCUCCACUGGUCCCCUAUUCAAGGGAGAAUAGGAAGCCAUUCCAGGGCUCCCUUGUUGCAGUAGCUGAUGAUACCCACGGGACUGAAGGAAAGGAAGCAAGCCUCCAUCAAGCCCAAGAACCCUCAGGAAGCCUCUAUUCUCUUGUGAAAGUGAAGGAAGAGAUUGUGGACAAGGGUGCCAUCAUCCAAUUCUGCUACCAGGAGGCUGAGGAACCUUACCAGGGACCAAAGCCUUUGAACAAUGUGGCUGUUAAUCUCCCCAAGUCAAAGCAGGUACCAUUGGACAUAGUGAAGGUGGAACCUACCAUGGAAGUCGAGCAGGAAGCUGACAGGGAGGCCAACUUGCUAGCGUGGAAGAAUGAGGAGACAGAAGAAUCCAAACUCUCAAGCCUUGGAAGAAGAUGGUUGAGCACAACCCAAGAGAGAGACUUCCAGUUUGCUGAGCCAGAAGAGACCCCUGGAUGUCAGUUGGACCCAGAAGAAUACUGUGGGAAGCAUCCAGAGAAGGCAGCCGAAGAGGUCUCUUUUUGCGAGAGGGGUGAUAGAAGACUGUCUCAAAGUCCCUCGCAAAAUAGAAGCCGCAGCAGUCAUAGAAGGAAAAUGAGAGCCACUGAGGGCAGCAGAAAUCUCCGCCAAAACACUGACUCCCUUGAAAGUAUGGAAGUAGAAAGGGAGGACAAGCCUUGUGCAUGUGUUUACUGCGGGAGAAGUUUCAACGAGAGUUUGUCGUUAAUUAUACACCAGAGAGCUCACACGGGUGAGAGGCCCUGCAAAUGUUCAGAUUGCGGGGAAAGCUUUGCAGAGAGAGGAGACUUUAGGAAGCACACUGUGGCUCACAUGGAUGACAAGCCAUACGAAUGCUCGCACUGCGGGAAAGGUUUCCACAGCAACUCUCACCUCCGAGCACAUAUGAGAAUCCACACUGGGGAGAAACCCUUCGACUGCACUCACUGCGGAAAGACUUUCGGCACCAGAUCACAUCUGAAGAGGCACGUUCGGGUGCACACCGGCGAGAGCCCUUUCAUGUGCACCGAGUGCGGGAAAAGCUUCACUCAGAAGCCAUCCCUUAUUAAACACAUGAGAACCCACACUGGAGAGAAGCCUUACGAAUGCCCUGAGUGCGGCAAGAGCUACCGGGAUAGCUCUUGCCUGCUGAGGCACAUCAGGGCCCACACGGGCGAGAAACCUUAUCAGUGCUCACGGUGCGAGAACCGGUUCAUCCAGAGGUCGGAUCUCAUCCGGCACGAGGGGACGCACACUGGAGAGAAACCAUACAAGUGUUCGGUGUGCGGGAAAGCUUUUGGUCAGAAAGGGUCACUUAUGAAACACGAGCACAAGAGGACUCAUGCGGGAGAAAGACCGUACAAAUGCACUGUUUGUGGCAAAGGUUUCAGCACUGGUGCUUACCUGGCAAUACAUGAAAGAGUGCAUACUGGGGAGAAGCCAUACAAGUGCUCAGAAUGCGGGAAAAGCUUCUGCUGCAGGGCAAAACUGAGGAUACACCAACGAACUCACACAGGGGAGAAACCAUUUGAAUGUAUGCAGUGUGGAAAGAGCUUCAGUGAAAGUAGAACACUUAGAAGACAUCAAGAAACUCACACAGGGAAGAAACCAUUUAAAUGUAUUGAAUGUGGAAAGAGCUUCAGUCAAAAUGGAAACCUUAGAAUACAUCAACGAACUCACACGGGGGAGAAACCAUUUAAAUGUAUUGAAUGUGGUAAGAGCUUUGGUAAAAGUGGACACCUUAGAAUACAUCAACGAAUUCACACAUGGGAGAAACCAUUUAAAUGUAUAGAAUGUGGAAUUAGCUUCAGUAGAAGUGAUGCACUUAGAACACACAAACGAACUCACACGGGGGAGAAAGCAUUUGAAUGUAUUGAAUGUGGAAAGAGCUUCAGUAGAAAUGAAGUACUUAGAACACACCAACGAACUCACACAGGGGAGAAACCAUUUAAAUGUAUUGAAUGUGGAAAGAGCUUCAGUCAAAAUGCACACCUUAGAAGACACCAACGAACUCACACAGGGGAGAAACCAUUUAAAUGUAUUGAAUGUGGAAAGAGCUUCAGUAGAAGUGGAAAACUUAAAGUACACCAACGAACUCACACAGGGGAGAAACCAUUUAAAUGUAUUGAAUGUGGAAAGAGCUUCAGUAAAAAGGAAACACUUACAAUACAUCAACAAACUCACAUGCGGAAGAAACCAUUUAAAUGUAUUGAAUGUGGAAAGAGCUUCAGUAAAAUUGAAUCACUUAGAAUACAUCAACAAACUCACACAGGGGAGAAACCAUUCAAAUGUAUUGAAUGUGGAAAGAGCUUCAGUGGAAGUGGAGUCCUUAGAAGACACCAACGAACUCACACGGGGGAGAAACCAUUUAAAUGUAUUGAAUGUGGAAUGAGCUUUAGUCAAAAUGGACAGCUUAGGAAACACCAACGAAUGCAUACAGGGGAGAAACCAUUUAAAUGUAUUGAAUGUGGAAAGAGAUUCAGUCAAAGUGGACACCUUAGAACACACCAACGAACUCACACAGGGGAGAAACCAUUCAAAUGUAUUGAAUGUGGAAAGAGCUUCAGUGGAAGUGGAGGCCUUAGAAGACACCAACGAAUUCAUACAGGGGAGAAACCAUUUAAGUGUAUUGAAUGUGGAAAGAGCUUCAGUCAAAAUGGAAACCUUACAAUACAUCAACGAACUCACACAGGGAUAACCAUAGAUGUAUGAUAUUUGGAAAUAUUCAUAAGCGAAUUCACACAGGGGGAAAACCAUAUACAGUAAAUGUAUGGAGUUUUCCACUCAGGGUUCCCACAGUUCCUGGGAAGUGAAGAUGACUGUCAUGUCUCUGGAUGUCCAAAAAAGAAUUUGGCACGGUUUAUUUUCAUACUUGUGGGCCAUUCUCUUUGUCGAUCCUCUCUUUUUCAAUUGGUAUCUGAAGACUCUUGAUCUGGAUAGCUUGGAAUCUGGCAUUUUGGACUUUCCCCACAAUUCUGCAUAUUGCUUAGAACAGAGAGCUGGAUCUGGAUUUCCUGUGUCAGUGCAUCAUUCCCACCUACACUUCUGUGCUUUAUGAAUAUGGCUGGUUUGGAUUCCUUUGGACCAGUUGCUAACAAUCAUCUUAUGUUUUUGUUCAAAAUGGGUUUUGCUGGUAAUGGGUUUAUUAAACUUUAAUAAGGCACAGAUCCCUAUCAAAAUAUUCAUUCUCACCUAUUCCAUUGAAUAGUUUCCCCCC